Messenger RNA from Salvia miltiorrhiza (redroot sage), 1002 nucleotides. RefSeq lists its product as uncharacterized. Gene Ontology annotation, molecular function: nucleic acid binding; RNA-DNA hybrid ribonuclease activity. Bases 1 to 1002 code for a protein of 333 amino acids. Lineage: Eukaryota; Viridiplantae; Streptophyta; Magnoliopsida; Lamiales; Lamiaceae. The transcript has 2 exons. The record is from RefSeq and is a predicted model, not a curated record.
AUGCUUGCCGGGGCCCAGGCUUGGGACGUUGGUCUUCUGAAUACUAUCUUCAGCAGCAACGACAUUCGUGAUAUCAUUAGUAUCCCGCUGCCCUCUCACCCAACUCCGGACUCUUUGAUUUGGCACUACUUCAAAAAUGGCCUUUACUCGGUUAAGUCAGCAUACAAAUUGGCUAGCUCGCUCACCAUCGAUGAAACUUUUAAAGUCGAGGGUCACUGGAACAAGCUUUGGAAGGUUGACGUCCCUCCGAAGGUUCGUAACUUUCUUUGGCGCGCUGCUCGUCACAACCUUCCCACGAAAGAGAACUUCCUCUCCAGAGGCGUCUCGGUGGGUGGAGAGUACGCUACUUAUAGGGCGAGGUUUGAGAAUCCAUGGCACAUCUUCUUUGCUUGCCCGUUUGCCGAGGAGUGUUGGCUAGCAAUCUCUCUUCCACCAUUGAGGCCAUCACAAAUAGCAGUGACUCUUUUACUGCUGCGUUGUUCCGGAUUGUUGAGGUCAAAGAUGAGGAUAGCAAGGCAACUAUGUAUUCAAGCAGGUUCGAUUCUUUGUGGAGUUGAUGCGGCCUUCUUCAGAGAGGAUGAUGCCAUGGGGCUGGGGUUGGUUAUUCGCAACCACGCAGGUGACUUUAUGAUUGGGAAAUCUAUUAAAGUGGCUGGUGUUCGCAGCGUGGAUGAGGGAGAGCUAAUGGGCAUCAAGGAGGCUCUCUCUUGGAUCAAAGAACAGGGCCUUGUGCACGGCAUUGUGGAGAGUGACAGCAAGCGAGCCAUUGACGUUAUAAGAUCGAGGGCAAGAAACCUAUCGGAGAUCGGGAUCAUUGCAAACUCUUGCCGCGAAGAACUCAUAACGCUCCCUGGUUUUAUUAUUCGCCAUGUUAAACGUGACCGUAAUGUUAUCGCGCAUCAUUUUGCGAGAGCUGCGAGAGAUAUUGAUUCACAUCAUGUUUGGAAUGAACCUCCGGCCUUUGUGGUGGGUCAUCUUCAUCGUCCAUGUUCAUGUGAUUAA